AGCAUUAUCUUGGCAGAGCAUUCUGGGAUAGCAAAAUCUAGUGAAGAUGUGAAUGAAAAACGUCUUACUAAAUUGUCUUUACAGGCGAUAGAAACAAAUGAUUGGAGACGAUUUUAAGUUUGAAUAACUUAGCUAUGUUUUAUAUACGUAAGACAUUUGUUAAGUUAUUGCAGACUUACCCAGGACAGCAAAAAACUGGACUGCAAUUUUACUCUUUAUAUUGCUGAUUACUCAACGUCAGGACCAUGGAAGUGGAUAAAAAGAGGCGUAAUUACAAGUUGUUGGUUGAUCCUAUGCUUAGAGGUGGAUCAACUAAGAUCUAUAGAUUUGAGGGUGUUGAUCCAACGGAUAAUCGACUGGUGCAUGUUAAAGACCCAAGAUCACGGCUGCAGAGAUUAUGGAGUCAGCGAAUGCCAGCAGAUUUACCAAUCCCUAGGUUUAAGUAUGAUCACUAUUAUGUUGGGGAACCCCCACCAAAUGAAGUCACAUUCACCAACUUAAACGAUAACAUCAGCAAGGACUUUCUAGAAAAUAUGGUGAAACAGUUUGGACUGCUAGAGGAAGUCAAAAUCUACUACAAUCCUAAAAACAAGAAGCAUAUGGGUAUAGGAAAGGUUAUCUUCAUGUCAUCGAAAGCAGCAAAGAUGUGUGCUGACAAACUGAAUCAGACCUCAAAAAUGGGAAACAUAAUGAGUGUUUAUGUGGACUCUGGUGGCAAAGAAAGGCAACGAAUCAUUGAGGACUUGUUGUCAGAGCAACCAAAACCUUCAAUACUAGCACCAGUGGCUCAAAAUGCUGAUCCGAGAAGUAGGCGCUUGUCUGCAUCGUUUUCAGGAAAUGCCAGCUUUUCUGACACAAGCUUUGAGCAGGAGGCUUAUGAUCCAGAGCUUGAAUUCCAGAACCAACGAAAACCUGAAAAUCUCAAUAUCCAUGCAGCGGAAAACUUAAGCCACCACAGUGGAGACACUGGAUACAUAUCAGAGACUCCCAUGUCUGCAUUCUCUCAGGGUAGCUUUUCUCACAACCAGGACAACAACAAGGGCUCAUUUGACAUAACAAACACAGGACUGACCCCUGGGUUGACCCCAGCUAUGACCCCUAAUAUGGCCGGGAGUAAUUUUCAGUUUCCUCCUCCCCCCAACCAGUUCAAUCAUGGGAACAAUAGGUUUAACAACCAACCCAAUGACAUUGCAGGGGGAUUUGGAGCCCAAGGGAACAAUAACUUUGACAAUUUUGGUAGCAAUGGUAGUCGUAAUUUCCGCGGGCAUGAUAAUUUCAAUCACCAUAAAGAAGAAGUGUUUAACAAUCCAAACAAAAUAGAUUUCACCAAGCCUCCACCUAAUUUUAACUCCAAUAAUGUGCCUCCACCCCAGAAUGACAGAAAUUUCCAUCGGCAGGAUUCAGGUCGUUACCAUGACCGUCACAACUACAGGAAUAGAGAUAGGAGAGACAGUCGUGACAACCAUGGUUAUGACCGAACUGACAGGGGUGGGCGUGGAGGAAGGGAUUGGAGGAAAGACAGGAAUGACCGAGGGUACGACAGAGAUUUCAGGGAAAACCGCUACGAAGGGCGUAAUCGUGAUUAUGAUAAUUCAUACAACAGACGAGACCGGCACGGAAAUAGGAGAGAUGAUCGGGAGAGAGACUUUAACCAUGACAAAAUGGAUCGCAAUUAUGAUAAUCGCAACAACAGGAUGCAUGAUCGAUUGUUUGACAAUAGGAACAGUUUGGACUAUGAUAACAGAGAUCCUAGGAGUUUUGAAAGAGAGCUUGGUUCCAAACCUAGGGGAGAUAAUCUUAGAAGGGAGAGUAUGGAGAAGGAGCAGCCCCCACCCCCUAGGCCUCAGACUCCACCCAUGCCCCCAGAGCCAACUCCAACAGAGGAAGAGCCAAGACCUCAAAGUCUGGAAUCCCGUAUUCAGAGUCUUCUACAGAAUGUUGGAGGGAUAUCUGAUGGAUUUGGAAGUCCGUCAGAUGAAUCCACAAGUGAUUCAAGGAAGAAAGAACAGACUCCACCUUCAGGGAGAUACAGUAAUAAACAUGGCGAUCUUUCCGAUAGGAUACCCAAAACACCAAAGGAAAACUGUGUUGAUGCUCAAAAUCCUAGAACUCCUUUUGAUUAUGGACAAGAUUAUACGCCUGCCUCUCUUGAAGGAGAGAGGAUAGAUAGAAAAUUAACUCACAACUUAGAUUUCCGGGAAAGCAAUUCUCAUCUUAAUGGUAGUGCUUUAACAAACUUUACUCCUGAUAGCAUUCCAGUUGCUCCCACGGGGACUAGUGAAGAUAUAACGCAGGAUGAUGAUGAAAUGAGCAUUUCAUCAGGAAAUAGUGAUGACCAAAACAUUGAAGUCAAUCCUAUUCCAGAUGUCACAGUCUCUGAUGUGACCAACAGUGCUAAUUUUGUAGCCAAUCCCUGGCAAAUGCAGAAUAUGGGCAUGAACUUUGGGACUAACUUUCAAAACUACAAUUUCAUGGGUGCCAAUAAUAUGCAAGUGUAUAACCAGAAUUUUUACAAUCAGUAUAACAAUGACAUGAUGAACCAAUCUCCCAUGAUAGGGCAAACAAAGGCAGAAAGUGAAGCCAUGGAAAAGAAAUUUAGAAAUGUGCUGGAGGGCUUUGUCAAGGAGCUUAAGUCUGUCAUGCAGAAGGAUAUGUGUAAGAAAAUGGUGGAAAACUCUGCUUUCCAGUCGUUUGACAGCUGGUGGUCCGAUGAAUCCAGUAAACAUAAACAAGUGCAAUCAGCUCGUCUCAUUCCUGAAAAGUCCUACGAUAAACCAUCGUCUCCAUCAAAACCGUCCACAGUCACCAUUGGGAAGAGUGAGGUCACAUCCACAUUGGCCUCGCUGUUUGAACCACAGCAUCCGUGGUCCAGAGAGGGAGAAAUCAACAUGGGAGGAUUCAUGGGGGGUGGAUUCCUUGGUAUCAGGGGUGGAAUACCCCGACUUCCAUCAUUUAAGAAAAAGUACAAAGCUCCUUCACCGCCACCAGAGGAUGAAGAAAGCAAGCAAUCCAGCAGCACAAGAGAUGGGUUUUCAGCAGAAAAGCAAGAACAGAAGCCAUCUAGAAUACGCAAACCAAUUUAUAGCUCCAGUGAAGAAGAUGAAGACUCUGAUGCAGAUGAGGAGGAAGAGACAGAAGAUAAGGAUAACCUUGACAGCAGCGAUGAUGAAGAGAAAGAAAAUGUUGACAGUAGCGAGGAGGAAGAGUCAGAUGAAGAAUCGGAGGAGGAGGAAGAGUCAGAGGAGGAAGAGGAGUCCAGUGAAGAGGAAGAAGAGGAGAAGAAAGAGGAGGUUGCUACAAGGAAAAAAGAGGAAAUAGAAGAGAAGAAGACAAACAAGGUGGAAAAUAAAGAGGAAUCAAAGAAACCACUUGUGGAGGAUGAAGACAGCGAUGAAAAGGUUGAUGUUGAGGAAGAGGAUCAAAAAGAGGAAGAGAAAGAGAAAGAAGUUAUAGAGUCCCAUAAAAAGCAGAUCUCAAAAGAACCACAAAUAAAGAAAGAAGCAGAGGAACUGCCUAUUAUUCCAGAGGAGCCUGAGGCAUCUGGAUUCGAGACAUUGUUAAAAGCUUCGGAGAUUCUCAGUCAGCGUGAACAGGACAAGAAGCUUGUUCCUCCCGCUCCAUCCAUCCCAGCUGAAGUCAAAGAAGAGGAUAUGGACCUGGAGAAAGAAAAACCAAGUUUCUUGGUGGAGCAUGACUACGUGCUUCCACCCCCCACAGUGGACGGCAAUGAUACGGACGGAACCAUGUCGGCAGAAGAGGAUGAGAACACAACACCCUAUGAAGUGUUCAUGGACCACAACUACUGCCUUCCACCACAGCCUCAUCUCAGAGAUUUGGUCGAGCAGAAGGCACUUGUGCCAGACACUGUGCAUGAGUUGGCAAAACCAUCCCCAGCAUCUGAAAAGAAGAAGAAGGAGCCACCAGUGAAGAAAGAGAGAAAGAGGAAGCAGCCUCUGAAGGAAUCCACGUCUAUCAAUGUUAAUGACUCUUUUAAUCGUUCUAAAGGCAGUAGAGAACUAAUCAAUCUUCUCCCUCCUCCAAAGCCAAUCAAAAAAUUCCCUCCAAGGAAGAUGGAAGAAGAAAGACUCGUGUUCUUUGACAUGUACAGUAAAGGAAUCGAUGAUGAAGACAUCAGAUACAUGAAAAAGACCUAUGAUCAUCUUCUGGAGUCGGAUGAUCCAAUGGGAUACUGGGUGAAUGAUAUUUUGUGGGUAGAUCAUCCAUGCACUAACAUACCAGAUCCAAUUCCUUCUAAAAAGAGAAAGAAAAAUGAGAAUGAGUUUCCAAAACCCCACAAAACAGGGUGUGCUAGAACAGAAGGAUAUUACAAGCUGACAAAUAAAGAUAAGACAUGGCUGAGUAAUCCUCAGGAAACAGAAAAGCCAGAACCUCCCGAGACUGUCAGGGAAAAGAAAACACAGAAGUCUCGCGAGGCUCGACAUGAAAACAGGAGACUCCAAGUUACGAUUGCUGACUCGCAGUAUUUAGAUCUCUUCAAGUUUAAUCAGUUCAGGCUGAGAAAGAAACAGUUGAAGUUUGCUCGCAGUGGCAUUCACGACUGGGGAUUGUUUGCUUUGGAGCCUAUUGCUGCUGAUGAAAUGGUGAUAGAGUACGUGGGAGAAACGCUGCGUCAAUCUCUGGCUGACUUGAGGGAGAAAAAGUACGAGGCUGAGGGAUGCGGGAGCAGUUACCUCUUCAGAGUGGACACGGAGACCAUUAUAGAUGCCACCAAAUGUGGUAACCUUGCCAGAUUCAUCAACCAUUGUUGUAAUCCAAAUUGUUAUGCAAAAAUCAUCACUGUGGAAUCACAGAAGAAAAUUGUGAUAUACUCCAAAAGAGACAUAGAUGUGAAUGAGGAAAUUACUUACGACUACAAGUUUCCCAUUGAGGACGAAAAGAUUCCUUGUUUAUGUGGCGCUCCUAAUUGCAGAGGCACUCUUAACUGAAACUGGCAGAGACAAGUAGAAUAUAUUAUUCAGAUCCAUGAAUCUUGAGGGUUUAACUGAAUCCUUCAGACUGCCACAGCUUGGGUUAUACCUGCAGAGAUUGAACGUGGAGUAGAGUGGAGAGAGUUAUCCUUUCUGAAGUCAUUCAGAGAACGUGCGUGUAAGAAUGGACUCUGUCCUGGAGAAUGUGGUUGUGGAAGACUGUUCCAUGAAUGAGAGAAUCAGGAGCAAUGUCAGUUAUCAGAUAUCGAGUUAGAGUUUAUUCAGUAACUCAUUUAUGUAAGAUCUCGUGAGUUCCUUAAUUCACUUGAUCAUGAAGCAGUAUUUCUCUGAUCUGUUAUUGACAAUAACAAAUCUGAUAUUUAAUCAGUGAUUGCGUAGAAUGAGAUUGUUGAUUGAAUGAGGGGAGAGAAAGGUUGAGGGUGAAAGCUCAGAUUGUGAGAAAAUGCAGCAGUUAUUGCUAUAUUUGAGCUUGGAAAUAUGUACGUUAAAUGUACGUCAUGAUAGAAAUCCUCCAUACAUCAAGAGUGUUUUACAGUGGCUCUUGUAACUAUAACCUGAUUCCAGAUACGAAAAUACUUGAGACACAACCUGUAAAUUUAUAGUGCUAGUGCUUGUUGUUAGUGUAUAUAACCUGUCAUUGCAGUCUUAAAGACAGUGCUGUUUGGAUGAAAUCAUUGUAUAUAAUUGUGUAAAUGUGCUGGUGUAUGAAUGUAUGUUAUGCAUGUUGUUUGUAAGAUACCUGUAAAGUGUGUCAUGUCAAGCUAAUGUUCAUGUAUGUGUUAUGGAUGUGAGAUGAGUACAAGAGAAGGUAAAUGUGGCACACCUUAAUGGCCAUGUGUUGGUGGAUGUUUAAGAAGGGUGGAUGGUAAAAUGUGCCAGGACCCACUUUGUGUGUACUGUAACUGGGCAGCUAAUAUUUGUAUGUUUUUCUUUCAUGCUAUAUAGGUACAUAACUACCGGUACAUAAGAUUGUCAAGUGUAUGAUUGAUUUAAAAAUCACUGCCAAAUAGUACCAUCUGUUAGGAGCACCCUCAAGUAAAGCUAAAAGGCUGUAAAAAAAACCUAUGUUCUUUGUAUAUCAGAAAGAAUGUUGCAUGUUAAUUCUUGGACCUUGUUGCUGUUUCGUUUUAACAUUGAGUUCGAAAUUGUUAGUUUUGAAACAUUGUAUUUUGAUGGAUGUAUUUAUUGAUUUUAACUAAUGAUUUAUAUUUUUUUAAUAGAAUAGUGGGAAAAGUCUGAUAUAUUUCAAAGCAUUUACUGGUAGUGACAUAUUGUUUGUAAAAUUCGGUAGUUUUGUUAUUUCAUAAAUGACUUGCUCAACACCAAACUGUUUUAAAUUAGGGUUAAAGUUACUGACUUACCGGUAUAUAUAUCUUGAUGAAAUAGUUUUUGCUGGUGGUGUUUUCUGAUAAACUCCUAUUUUUGCGAUGCUAAAAAAACUACUACUUCAAUGUGCUUUGAGAAUGUCAAAUGCAUAAACAGUUUAAAUUGUAAUCUUUUUGCUUAAACUUUUUAAAAGUUCAUUGAUAAGCAAUUUUAGUUUUUCUCUCACUUUUAUAUUUAUAUACAUGCAUGUAAUGUACGUACAUGUACAUGUACCGGGGUAUGUUUAAAGAAUCUUAUUGAUAUGUGUUCCAACUAAUUACAAA
Messenger RNA from Magallana angulata, 6598 nucleotides. Its product is annotated as histone-lysine N-methyltransferase SETD1A-like. Gene Ontology annotation, molecular function: protein binding; histone H3K4 methyltransferase activity; RNA binding. The record is from RefSeq and is a predicted model, not a curated record. The transcript has 16 exons. Lineage: Eukaryota; Metazoa; Mollusca; Bivalvia; Ostreida; Ostreidae. The coding region runs from base 246 to 4946 and encodes 1566 amino acids. Gene Ontology annotation, cellular component: Set1C/COMPASS complex.